Molecule: messenger RNA, 2209 nt
Organism: Lontra canadensis (Northern American river otter)
Lineage: Eukaryota; Metazoa; Chordata; Mammalia; Carnivora; Mustelidae
Gene: SPN
Product: sialophorin
Exons: 4
Coding region: 69-1376 (435 amino acids)
Biological process (GO): regulation of T cell activation; regulation of immune response; type II interferon production
Cellular component (GO): external side of plasma membrane
Molecular function (GO): heat shock protein binding; transmembrane signaling receptor activity
Source: RefSeq, a predicted model, not a curated record
CCUGGGGCCCAUCUGCCCAGUCCUGCUCCCGCUUCAGGAGGAGUUGGAGCUGGCCUGGCCCCAACCUUAUGCCCUCACCGAGUGAGCUGCUUACCCACCGUCAGUCCCCCCUCCUGCCCAUGCCUGCUGCCAUGAGGGUGACCCUGUUUCUCCUCCUCCUUGGGGGCAUCUGGACUCAAGAGGUGAUUCCAGAUCCUCAGGACAUCACAGCCACUUCAGAGAAGCCUGUACCGGGAGGGUCCUCUGUUUCUCUGGCCUCAACUUUCUCUGAGGCCGAGAACCUCGACUUAGCAACCCCCAACCCUGUGACAACAAAGGUCCCUGAGGAGGGCAACAGCACCAUGCACCAGGUCUCCCCACCUUCCUCAGACCUCCGUACAACCAAUGAGAUGUCCUUUCCUGAGGCUUCCACUGCUGCCACCAGUGACCCCACCUCGGAGUCAACAAGCCUGGAAAUUAAUGCGACCGGUAACCCUGCUGAAACACCAAGAAACUCUCUGGCACUCCACGUUGUGACUGAUGGAACCGUGACACCUGGCUCUCUGGAGACCUCUGACAGAGCUGGUGGACCCCCUGUCACCAUGGCAACUGGCACUCUGGAGACCUCUGACGGAGCCGGUGGACCCCCUGUCACCAUGGCAACCGGCACUCUGGAGACCUUUGAUGUAACCAGUGGACCCCCUGUCACCAUGGCAACCAGCUCUCUGGAGACCUUUGAUGUAACCGGUGGACCCCCUGUCACCAUGGCAACUGGCACUUUGGAGACCUUUGAUGUAACCAGUGGACCCCCUGUCACCAUGGCAACCGGCUCUCCGCGGAUCCCCAAGGGGACCCAUAGCUCCCCCAUUUCCACGGUAAAAAUACUCAUUGUGACUACGUCAGCGUCCCUCAAAGACACAAGCAGUACCCAACUUUCAGAUCAGGGGACAAAGGGCACCCUGCUGGUGGCUGUGCUUGUGGCCCUGGGGAUGGUCCUUGUCCUCAUGGCCCUACUCCUGCUGUGGCGCCAGCGGCAGAAGAGGAGGACGGGAGCCCUGAUGCUAAGUGGGGGUGGCAAGCGCAACGGGGUGGUGGAUGCCUGGGCUGGGCCGGCCCCGGUGCCCGACGAGGAGGCCCUGAUGGUGAGCCCCUCAGGAGGCUCUGGGGGCGAGAAGGGCCCUGGGGCAUCUGUGGGGGACGGGGCUGGCAGGCAGCCCACCCUCACCACGUUCUUCGACAGGCGCAAGUCUCAGCAGGGCUGCCUGGAGCUGGGGGAGCUGAAGGCCGGCUCAGCCCCGGGCCUGCAGGGGGAGGAGGAGCCGCUGGUGGGCAGCAAGGAUGAUGAGGCUGCAGAGUGCCAGGGAGCCGGGGAGACCGAGGCCCCUCAGUGCUUGUGAGGACCGAGAGCGGAGGCCAGUUCCCACCUUCCAUCUUCUUCCAGUCGUCUUGUCGCCAGCAUGUUCAUCUGAACCCCAUCCAGCUUCUGAACCGCGGGGGUCUUCCCGCCAGCGCCCACCUCGGGUGCCCAGGGCCCUAUACCCACGGGACGCUUCCAGACUGAAUCCAUCACCCUUCCUCAUCCACUCUGACUUCUCCCCACCGCCCUCCCCAUGUUUAGUCCUGCUGAGUCUCCACAGUAAUGAACUUCUGAGAAUGAUGAUUUCUCGGAGGACUCCCCAGGGACCCCAGAGUGUAGGGAGGAGGGUGGAAGCAAACUCCCACCUCAGAUCACUCUGAAAAGUACUUUUCGGCCCCAUAGAUUAGGACAGUCCUGCUGGAUCAGGCCAGGACCCUCCUUUAACUGCGUGCUCUGUGGGGGGGCCCCCUGGAGUCACCCAGCUGUGCUCCCAGGUGUGCCCUUGGCUCACGAUGCCACCCUCCCUCCACCCGAGGACGGAGGCGGCCAGAGGUGGCUGCUGCUACUCCUCCCAAGGGCAAGGGUGAGAAGGGUUUCCGGCCGGUCAAGUUCUCAGAAACCCCGGCGCCUGCGUGGGUCCAGGCAUGGGUGCAGUUGGUGUGCAAGAGGCCGGGCCUUGGCUCUAUGUGUGAAGUUGUGGGGAUGAGUACAGCGGCGUGAGGAGGGGUGGGGAGGAGCGCAGGACGGGCUGUCCGAGGGGCCACCCUGAGGAACUGCUAAGAACAUCGGGCCUCGUCUUUGCUCAGGUGGGGUGGAGGUAGCAGAUUUACUUGUCUGCAGCCCAAUAAAGACGGUGGGGCCUGAGAGAAAGUC